UCUAUAUUUCUCUUCCUCUCCCUCUCUCCAAUCAAGUUAUUAAACCCUAAAUGAUGAUCACCAAAAAGGUUGAUGAAUGUACAUUCUACCCUACAAUGACGAUAAAAGGAGGCACAAGCCAAGCCUGUGCUGCGUGCAAAUACCAAAGACGAAAGUGUGCUAAGGACUGCGCUCUUGCUCCACACUUUCCGCCCGAUCAACCGAAGCUGUUUCAAAACGCCCACCGAUUGUACGGCGUUGCGAACAUAAUGAAGAUUCUAAAGCAAGUUCAUCCUGAGAAAAGGGAGGAGGCUAUGAGAUCGAUCAUAUAUGAAUCCAAUAUGUGUGCCAAAUUUCCAGUCACCGGAUGUAUGGGCAUCAUAAACCAAUUGACUUUCCAGUUACAGCAAGCCCAAGAAGAGCUUCGAUAUGUGAGAACGCAUCUUGCAAUUUGCAAGGAUCAAUGUCAAUAUCGAAUGCCUUCUUCCCCGCAGCACUACUCGUGUCCUUCAUCGCAGUUGCAGCUAGGUAUACCUACGAACCCCGAUGUGGCGGCUCUGACACUUUAUCAACAACAUCAAUAUCCGUAUCAAUAUGCUUCUGGUGGCAGUGGUGGAACGCCCUGGGUGGCUAAUGAGUAUCUUGCAAAUGGACUUAAUGGGGUUUAUAUUGACGAAAAUGAUAAUAUGGUAAAACCUCUUAGGUUUCAACAUCCCUAUUAUGACGAUAACAAUGUCGAACAACUUAUGGCUAUUCAGUCCAAUUUGGUUCCUUCACAAGCCUUUCCUAUUCACCAAGAAAUGGAUGUUCCCCAUGAUUAUGAUGACAUUCCAUUUGAUACAAUUGCUGAUGAUCGACAAUCGUAUAUCGAAUCUAAAGAAGCCUGUGAGUCUAGUGCUGAAUCAUCGUUCAAGGGCACGCAAUCGAUCGAACAUGUCUCACAGAAUGAUCUCAAGAGUGCGGCAGCAUGCUUCAGUCUAACAAGUGUGAAGUAG
This is a messenger RNA of Malus domestica (apple), 974 nucleotides long. RefSeq names its product LOB domain-containing protein 27-like. The record is from RefSeq and is a predicted model, not a curated record. Lineage: Eukaryota; Viridiplantae; Streptophyta; Magnoliopsida; Rosales; Rosaceae.